This is a messenger RNA of Cadophora gregata, 1326 nucleotides long. RefSeq lists its product as uncharacterized. The record is from RefSeq and is a predicted model, not a curated record. The coding region runs from base 1 to 1326 and encodes 441 amino acids. NCBI's taxonomy places the organism in Eukaryota, Fungi, Ascomycota, Leotiomycetes, Helotiales, Ploettnerulaceae. The transcript is spliced from 2 exons.
AUGGAGCCUGAUGCGCCAGGCGAGUUCCCAUUGGAGUACAUCAUUGACCAUGUCUUUCUACCUCCCAAGCUUCCUACGGAAAACGACACGAGCGUAGAAGAAGAAGUGAUUUUAACGAAGCUUGUACACGAUACGCUUAACAAUUUCAUAGAGCUUCUGCCAGAUGAUGAUGAGACUAGCCAAUACAAGCGGCUCCCUCCCAUGCUGAGCAUCCUCAUGGAGGUUGGCAAGCUGGAGUCGCCAAUCAAAAAACUUGGGGCGAAGAUUGAAGAAAUGACAGCUGGAGAUGCCCUUGCCCUGCACAUUACACAACAAAAUGCUGGACUUAUUCUGCGGAAACAGAUUCACACAUACUCGAUCGAAACCUUCGAGCUUUCUGCAUCUGCUAAAGCUGUCACAACGUCCGUUGGAAGACUGGUCCGCCGGUUCCCUGGCCCUGUUAUCGCAGUGGCAGAUCAACGGAUUCGUGAUCAUAACUUCCAGAAGCAUUUCACGAAUUGUCUCAUGUACUUAGACAUCGAGCCACUAGAGACUGCCACGAGCCACACUACGGGUAUAUUCCGUGAUUCUGCCGAUCCUCAAUUCGCCACCGAAUGGCUACCUGGGAUAUUGCGAGGCAUAGGUUCAGUACUCGAAGUCCCGCGAAUCUUUAAACGCACACGCGAUGAGGUGGUGUGGGGAUCUGGCGUAGAGCCGUGGCGUCGCUCUCCUCGGUGGAUGCUGAUCCGUGUCGCGAUGCAAACGACUCUUGCGACGAAGAAUAGAGAUCAGACUCGGUAUAAAGUGUUCAUGGUUUACUUCAUGGCCACUGUACUCGAAAUGGCUGUAACUGAUGAUGCUCCCAGCGACACACUACACAUUAUGCUUGCAAAGGUAAACAGACGCAUUCAAAAGUUGGGGCCUAUUAUGACCGAUCUUCCCUGGGCUGCUCAGGCGCAAGGUUACAUCUUGGAAACGAUGGGGUCUGCUCGUACAUUAAUGACUAAAAGAUGGCAAAGCCUCCAAAAGAAACAUUCUGAUUCAGCUAGAACAUUUCAUCUUGCGGAUCUCAGGAAAUUGAAGCCUCACACCGAUACAACAUUAGGUCUAUCGAAGCUCAGGCCAUAUCUCAGACAACUCCAUAUCGCAGAGUUCGAAGAGCGCGAAGAAAUCAUCUUUGAAGGCAAAUGCCGACCUCGAAUCAACAGUCCUGGAAGGUCUCUCCCAGAUGCAUCAUUGCUCAAAGAGCCGACUACCAGAGAGAUUCAGCUUAGCUUGCUGGAUUUGGAACUUGUAAGUAUAAUCGGAAAUGUUAUGUUUUGUGCUUAUGGUACUGAUUGGGUUUGA